Molecule: messenger RNA, 663 nt
Organism: Nelumbo nucifera (sacred lotus)
Lineage: Eukaryota; Viridiplantae; Streptophyta; Magnoliopsida; Proteales; Nelumbonaceae
Source: RefSeq, a predicted model, not a curated record
AUGGGUGGCUACAAACCUGCUCGCACACCGACAUCAUCUUCCAAAAUUGAUGCUUCCUCAAGCCCACCAUUAAAGGAUCCGACCACUUACAGGAGUCUGGUUGGUGCUCUCCAAUAUGUAACUCUCAUCAGACCCAACAUCACCUUCCCAGUUAAUCAAGCCUGCCAGCAUCUCCAACAGCUCACUGAAGCACACCUAACCACUGUGAAACGGAUUUUCCAAUAUCUAAAAGGCACCAUCUCCUCUAGGCUCUUCUUCAAACCAGGCCCAAUCCAGCUGAGCACUUACUGUGAUGCUGAUUGGGCCAGCUGUCCACUAGACCACAUGUCCACUAAUGGUUUUUGUGUCUUUCUUGGGCCCAACCCAAUAUCGUGGUGUGCCAAGAAGCAACCCAUAGUUGUCUGCUCGUCUACCAAAGCUGAAUAUUGCUGCCUUGCUCACACUGCUGUAGAAAUCUCUUGGUUGUGCUCUUUGUUCAAGGAACUUCAUAUUCCCAUUCUCUCCACUUCGGUUAUUUGGUGUGACAACACAUCAGCUAUUGUGUUUGCAUCAAAUCCGGUCUUUCAUGCUCGCUCCGAACACAUCGAAGUGGAUUAUCAUUUUGUCCGUGAACAGGUCACACGCAAUUUCUUGGAUGUCCGUCACAUACCCUCUAAUAUUUAA